CACCGAGUGAACUUGAACCUUUCUCAAAGGACAGUUGGACAAAGGUCCCAGAAACUAAAAACAUUACUGGGCUUUGACGAUACGUCCAUAGAUGGUUAAGAGGACUUAAGAUUUUUAUGUAAGACCUUUGAUUAUAACCGAUCCUCGUGAUGGUCAACUGGAGUUUGUCUCUGUUGUGAUUCAGUUCGUUGACAAUGCAGCUUCCAGAACAACUGUCUAAGAACAAAGACAAACGACUCUAAGGGAACGAAGACAAGACUACGUCCGGUCCAACCUGAAUAAUCUGAUGGCUUUCCACCGGUGCAUAGACUUGUCAGAUGUUAAUGUCCCCUUAAAAGGCCACCAAGCCGAAGCGCACAUACUGCACGUCAAAUUUCAUGGGAUCGAUCGAGACGAUUACAAAGUUGAGUAUGAAAAGCUCGAAAGCACUUUGCUGACAGAGUACUUGAAACAACGCGAUGGGCCCGACUUUCAUCAAAAACUUAUGAAAUUGACGUUUAAUAUUACACCAGUCGAUGAAGCGAAUGCCUUCUGCCAAAGCGUGCUAGAAAGAGGGAUUUUUUGUCGUCAAAGCUCGUACUUCUUCCUGGGUCACUCGGAUAAACAGCUAAAAGAAAAAUCGUGUUACAUGAUGAAAGCUUCUAAUGAAGAAAUUCAUGAGCUCUUGUCAAAGUUUGGCAAUUUUUGGGAGGAGAAAAACUUAGCAAAGCGGGCUAGAAAAAUCGGCAUGCUCUUCUCAAAGUUGAACAGAACCAUGCCAUUGAGAGCAGACGAGUACACAGUCGAGCCAGAUAAAAAGGGUGGAGUAGUUAGGUCGUACACUUUCACCGAUGGAUGUGGUUUCAUGUCUCCAAACUUUGCUUCAGAACUUCAACAAAUCUUUGAACUGAAUUACAAGCCGAGCGCCGUCCACAUACGAUAUCGAGGAAUCGAAGGCGUGCUGUGUCUCAAAGAUGAUUUGACAGAAGUUAAGGUGCAGUUUCACAAAUCAAUGCAGAGGUUCUUCACACCAGACGAGAAUAUGCCUCACACGUUCAACUUCAUCGAUGUCGUGGAUCACUCGCGUCCCUACGUUAAUGGUUACCUUAAUUCUCGAAUGGUCAUGUUGCUGGCAGAACGUGGUGUGUUCCCAGAGAAUCUGGAAGAUUUACAAGAUGGCUUCCAUGAACUAGUGGAAAACAUGUGCAAAGAAACCGCAGAAUACUUCCUUUCCUUCAAAGGAGAAUUUCGACUUCUGCGGGAAAUUCAAGAGAAUGGAAUCGACAGUGGUGUGAGAAAUCGCCUGAAAUUGUUACAAAAGCAAGAGCUAGACGAGAUGGGAAUGGCUGCCUACACAAGAGUACUUGUUCCCAAAUCCCGCGUGGUGUUUGCAGUGAGUGAUCCUCUACAUAAGCUGAAGUACGGUGAAUGUUAUUUCAACCCUACUACCCCGAGUGAAGAAGCAAGGAAUUUCCCUAACGGCCAAAAGUUUUUGGUGACGCGCAGUCCGUGCUACGUCCCAGGGGAUUUGCGCGUGUUGAAAUUGACGAAUGAUCGCGAAGGGUACGAGAACUUGAAGGACUGCCUGGUGCUGCCCGCCAGAGGUCCACGUCCUCAUGCCUUUGAAUGUUCCGGCGGCGACUUGAGUGGAGAGAAGUUCUUCGUUUGCUGGGAUAAGAAAAUCAUUCCAAGUGGGAACGAGAAACCAUGCGACUACUCGCCCACAAAGGGAGCUACAAUUCGUCGAACUUCGUCUAAAUCGCUCGCAAAGGUAACUGAGAAAUUCAAGAAAAAUGACAAUGGCAAAGAGGUGAAACAUCGUGAAGAAAUGAUGCAGUACUUUGCUACAUACUCUGAUGAAACACAGAUUAAGAUUGAACGAGAAUACAUGAAAUAUGCUACUGGCAAUGGCCCAUCAUCGAAAGAAUGCCGACACCUUAGUAAGAUGUUAUACCAAGCCACCAAUUUCACCAAAGAUGCAAAUGAUCUCGAAAAGCAACUUGAAGAAACGGAACAACCAACAAGUUCGGAAUUGCCCUCGAAUUCACUACCUAACAGGCUAUCGUGCGUGUUUGCCAUUAGCGAGAAAGAAUCUGUGAAUGAAAUAAUGAGGAGAAUCGACAGUAAAGCAAAAGAGUUCUUCGAGCGAAUGCAAUUUGAAACAAAGAAGAGCGAAGCUUAGGCCCCAGUGAGGAGGAGAGCAGUAGCUUUUUAUACCACCUUUUGAUAUCUAGCGGUCUGAGUGGAACAAAAAAGAUAAAAACUUUAAAAACCCAAAGUUGGGAAUGUGCGUUACCUCAUAGAACAUCACUUUACAAAACACUUUUUGGAAGUUUAGAUACUUUUUGCUUUCCCGCCUUCUGACGCUUGGUUCACAAGAACUCCUGACAUCCAGCACAGCUUAAACAUGGACUGAUAAUAGUUAGUUUAUAGAUUGAAAAUCGACAACAGGCAAACUCUUAGGUAAUAUUUCUUAUGAAAACGAAACUUCAUCUCGCAAUCACUUAUCAUAAUUGUUACCUUUCUGUACAUACCAGUUACGAUAUUUGGAAAAGAGUGUGUACGAGAGUAUUCCUGUUGAUAAUUUUCCACAUAUAAUUUUUAUUUAUACAAGAUUCAUCACCAAGGGCGAACUCCCUUUCCCUUUUUUGAAGCAUAUUCGUUGUUUUGAAUCAUAUGCUAAUAUAGGACUAUUUUGGAAUUUGCUUUAGAUUUUGUAUAGUUUUUAUCGGCUAAACUGAAAGACUUUUUCAACUCGAUUUUUUUUGUCCUUUUACUUUCGUAUUUAGUAUCAUCGGUGAAAAGUGCAUGUAUAAAUAAGAGACUUGUGUUAACUUUUAUUGGCUUUGAGUGCGCCGAUUAAUCGUACAGCUGGAGCCUGUUGUGUUUUGUGUUAUCGCCCUAGCAGGUGUUUUCUGGUUGUCACGCUUAUUUUCACGUAACUUUUAAAAUAAAAGGCUAGCGUGACGUCUUUGUAAAGCAAGCGAGUGAUAUUGGAGUGUAUAACCCUUUUCAAUAUUAAAUUCAUUGUAAUGUAGAAAAAAAAUGUUACGUAUAGCCAUGUUAUCUUUAUCAAUUGCUUUGCAAAGCUGGUAUUAUUGUAAAAUUGAAAACUAAAUAAGCAUUUAAGUGAUGUUAUUGCCUUAAUUCGUGAACUAGGUAAGGAAACAAAUAAUCCGAUUUCAAAGUUAUAUGCGGGCGGUGGGAACUGAGCAUAAUCAUAACAGCAUGUAAACCUGAACAACGCUUGAAUUAAACAGUU
Pocillopora verrucosa is the source of this 3241-nucleotide messenger RNA. RefSeq lists its product as uncharacterized. Lineage: Eukaryota; Metazoa; Cnidaria; Anthozoa; Scleractinia; Pocilloporidae. Gene Ontology annotation, biological process: siRNA processing. Gene Ontology annotation, molecular function: RNA-directed RNA polymerase activity. Gene Ontology annotation, cellular component: nuclear RNA-directed RNA polymerase complex. The record is from RefSeq and is a predicted model, not a curated record.